Molecule: messenger RNA, 327 nt
Organism: Laccaria bicolor S238N-H82
Lineage: Eukaryota; Fungi; Basidiomycota; Agaricomycetes; Agaricales; Hydnangiaceae
Exons: 2
Coding region: 1-327 (108 amino acids)
Source: RefSeq, a predicted model, not a curated record
AUGCCAACGAUGCCAACGACACACAACAAUGGAAACGUCAUCACCAACCACCCACAACCAUUGAUGAGCGCCCAGGACAUGAAGACGAUGUGCCAGAUGUGCCACAUCGUCUGGACGGUGACAACGCAUGCUGUUGUCACUGUCCAAGCUGAUCAGGGGCCACGUCACUGUCUGCGACAUGGCAACAAUUCGACGAUGCGACACGACAACAACAGGGCACGACCACAACAGCACGACACCAACAGGGACGAGGAUGGUGCCACAUCACAACGCAACCACAACUGCCCACCAACGUCAAUGACUGCCCACGAAGACAACCACCCAUGA